Bombina bombina (fire-bellied toad) is the source of this 2408-nucleotide messenger RNA. RefSeq names its product dual specificity phosphatase 13 (gene DUSP13B). The transcript is spliced from 6 exons. Gene Ontology annotation, cellular component: cytoplasm. Bases 47 to 1183 code for a protein of 378 amino acids. The record is from RefSeq and is a predicted model, not a curated record. Lineage: Eukaryota; Metazoa; Chordata; Amphibia; Anura; Bombinatoridae. Gene Ontology annotation, biological process: negative regulation of MAPK cascade; protein dephosphorylation. Gene Ontology annotation, molecular function: protein tyrosine/serine/threonine phosphatase activity; MAP kinase phosphatase activity.
GGAAGUUUCUGCAGCUACUGUGUAUAAACUUCCUGGCUGCACUGUGAUGGCGGAGGAAACAGUGAAAUUCAGUGCACAGCCUGUGCAAGACAACGCUGUAGAUGAUGCGUACCCUAAUAUACAGGAACUUCAGACUCUUUUAGACAGCUGCCGUACCUUUUCCCAUCAUGUGGAUGAAGUGUGGCCCAACCUGUACUUAGGAGACCUUGUUUUUGCUAAUAACAGGUACGAGCUGUGGAAGCUGGGGAUCACGCAUGUGCUGAAUGCUGCCCAUGGAACAUGGACCUCACAGGGCAACUCUGAUUUUUAUGGUGCCACCAUAACAUAUCAUGGAAUCCCUGCCAACGAUUUGCCAGACUUUGAUAUGAGCAAAUAUUUCUACUCUGCUUCAGAAUUUAUACAUAAGGCUCUGAACAUUGAUGGAGCCAGGCUACUGGUGCACUGUGUUGUUGGGAUCAGCAGAUCUGCCACGUUGGUCCUUGCCUACCUAAUGAUCCAUCAGCACCUGUCUCUGAAGGAGGCCAUUCAAAAGGUACAGGAAAAGAGGUGGAUCUCCCCCAAUGCAGGCUUCUUACGGCAGCUACUAAACCUGGACAAAGAGUUAAAACAUGGCAAUGGGCAGUGUGGGGAACCUAAAAUGAAGAGACUGUGCCGAGACCCCUCUACUGUACAUGAGUUGGAGGCAUUACUGGAAAAUUAUACAGGAGAUGUGCACCAUGUGGACCAGGUGUUCCCCAAUCUUUACUUGGGUGAUAUUGUAAUUGCUAGUGACAAGAAUAAGCUAAAGAAGAUUGGUAUCACCCACAUCCUGAAUGCAGCCCAUUCUUCCUGGGAGUGCAAAGAUAACAUUGAGUAUGGUCCUGAUAUAGAAUAUUAUGGUAUCACUGCUGAAGAUUGUCCGGAUUUUGAUAUUAGUGUUUAUCUGCGUCCAGGAGCUGAGUUUAUUAACAAAGCUCUGAAUACACCUAAUGGAAAAGUUCUUGUUCACUGUGUCCUGGGCAAAAGUCGAUCUGCCACCUUGGUACUAGCUUACCUAAUGAUUUACCAGCACUUUUCUCUCCCAGAAGCCAUCCGCCAUGUUUCUAAUCAUCGAUGCAUCGCUCCCAAUCGAGGUUUCCUUGAACAGCUGCAACAACUAGAGAGGCAACUGAAGAGAAGAAUACUGGGGUGUUGGGUUAUCUGACUAUUUGACCACAAGGGAAAGAUUAAUAGAAAUAGGAACAUAGGAGUCUUUUCUAGCUAAUACACACCUACAUCCUCACAGUAGUUUUUUGAGCUAUAUAUAACAGUAGUAAAAAUAUUUACCUCAGGCAAGAGAAGACACAGCUGAGUAGAUCUGCUUGAAGUUUACCAGGUAGUUAGGCCUAAAUGUUCAUUGUCUUAUGAAAAAAAAGAUUUACUCUCAAAAUAAUGCUGAAAUAAUGGCAUGUGAUAUUUCAUAGACCUAACAAUACUGUAUGUACUAGAUUAAAAAGCUGAUCGAAUCCAUUGGUUGCCAAAGAGGGUUACAGUACUAUACAUGGCACUACACAUGAUAGUACACUCUGAUCAAAUAGAAUUACCCAUCAUAGCAAAUUCUGUGUAUUUAAAUGGCAUUUAAAACAGCUUGUAAACAAAUAAUGCUAUUUGGAUGCUGCAAUAAUUUCCAUGCUCUGUUUUGUAUGUCUACACAGUAAUAGGACACCCUGCUAAAAAAUAACUGUCAACUGUCGCUAUUUUCCUGGGGCAGUCCCAGUUUUUGUUUUCCUGUCCGCUGGUAAAAUUGUCACUUGAUUCUGCCCUACAUUGUAAGAAUCACCCCGAGGUGUUACCACAGCAUAGAUGUCAGACUGGAGGAAUCAGACAUAGUCUUUGUUGAGCAUAUGUAUAUAUUUGUUUGCAUAUUGUGGCAUCUUAGUCUCCUACUCUCUGCUACAGAACCACUAAAUAAUAAAUACAUAUAUAUAUAUAUAUAUAUAUAUAUAUAUAUAUAUAUAUAUAUAUAUGUAUAUAUUAGUGAACUGGCACAUAUUAAUCUCCUACAGUUUACAAAUUAGGUUGAAUAUUAAAAAUAUAUAUAUAUUUUAUGUAUAUUGAGCUAGAUUACAAGUAGAGCAUAAAAAUAUUAGUACUAUAUGUUAACUGUAAAUAUUAGUACUGUAUGUUAACAUCGCUCAAGUUAAAUAAAUAGCACUUUUAUUUUUGCACUCAUAUUAAAAGUUGAAACUAAUAUACAGGUAGAAAACUCUUUAUCGAAACUGCUUGGGACUGGAAAAGGUUUGAGAUUCGAAAUAUUUUGGAUUUUGGAAUAUUUGCAUCUUUAAAAUUGGACAGUUGGGAGAGGGGAUGGGACCAAAUGUAAACAGCAAUAUCUUAUGUAAUUUAGACAAUGUUUACAUGUCAUAAUACAACUUAUACAUGCAACUAAA